AUGGAUGAACGGAAUGACGAGCAGGUAGCAGCAGGGCAGUCGGCUGGGAUGGUGGAGAGACUCACGGCAAGAUGGGCUGAUAUGGCGUUAGAGGAGGACGGGGACGAGUUCGUCCCGGAGGAGGACGGGGACGAGUUCGUCCCGGAGGGUGACAGGGUGGGCGAGGUUGCGGUAGAUGGUGAGGCAUCAUGGGCGGUUGUAGGCCGUUUCUUGACGGCGAAAGUUGUCAAGCUUGAGUAUAUGAGGAAUGCAAUGGCUUCUGUGUGGCAACCGGUAAGAGGGGUUCAGAUAACGGAAGUCCAACCGGGGCUAUUUUUGUUUGUGUUCUUUCACGACACGGAUGUUGCGUAUGUCUUGGAAGGGGGACCAUGGGCUUUUGAAAACAAUACGCUGGUUUGCCGUGAGGUUCAGGGGGGGAUGAAUCCGUGUGAUGUCCCUCUGGAUACGGUAGACAUGUGGGUUCAGCUGCAUGGAUUACCAAUAGGCUACACAUCGCAAAGUGUUCUUGAGCAGGCCGGUAAGUUCAUUGGUACUUUCGUGAAACAUGAUGAUAGGUUUGUUGGGGCUCCCUGGUUAACUUUUUAUCGCAUUCGGGUCUCAAUUGAGGAGGGGUAUGAAGCUGGUUAA
This is a messenger RNA of Ipomoea nil (Japanese morning glory), 627 nucleotides long. RefSeq lists its product as uncharacterized. The record is from RefSeq and is a predicted model, not a curated record. NCBI's taxonomy places the organism in Eukaryota, Viridiplantae, Streptophyta, Magnoliopsida, Solanales, Convolvulaceae. The transcript has a single exon. The coding region runs from base 1 to 627 and encodes 208 amino acids.